This is a messenger RNA of Sinocyclocheilus grahami, 2881 nucleotides long. It is a transcript of the gene trim3b, whose product is annotated as tripartite motif containing 3b. The coding region runs from base 248 to 2566 and encodes 772 amino acids. Gene Ontology annotation, molecular function: ubiquitin protein ligase activity; protein binding; zinc ion binding. The transcript is spliced from 13 exons. The record is from RefSeq and is a predicted model, not a curated record. Gene Ontology annotation, biological process: proteasome-mediated ubiquitin-dependent protein catabolic process; protein polyubiquitination. NCBI's taxonomy places the organism in Eukaryota, Metazoa, Chordata, Actinopteri, Cypriniformes, Cyprinidae.
UAGACCCUCGCUUGCUCACGCCCUGCUGCUGCUGCUGCUUCUCUCCUGUCUACUUGUCUUUCCCGCUUUCUGGAUUUGCUCUUUUAAUCUCGCUGUAUCUUCUUCUUUGGGAUGAGGGGCUGUAAGGCUGGACGGGGCUGUGCUUGGAUGCUUCGCUGAGACCUCUCCGUAUCUUUUUCUCUCUGUUUCUGUCAGCUGCGAGAACUCACACGUUUAGGUGUGUCCUGGCCCCAGGCCCCCUCUGUGGAUGUCUGUCACCAUGGCGAAGUUUGAGACCGGCCGCACAAGUCCAGUGGUCCGCCAGAUAGACAAGCAGUUCCUGGUGUGUAGUAUCUGUCUGGACCACUACCACAACCCCAAAGUCCUGCCCUGCCUGCACACCUUCUGCGAAAGGUGCCUACAGAACUACAUUCCUCCUCAGUCCUUGACGCUGUCCUGCCCGGUGUGCAGACAGACCUCCAUCUUGCCCGAGAAAGGUGUGGCUGCACUACAGAACAACUUCUUCAUCACAAACCUCAUGGAGGUGCUGCAGAGAGACCCAGAAUGUUCUCGGCCAGAGGCCUGCAGCGUGCUGGAGUCUGUCAGCGCAGCAGCCGCUGGGAAACCGCUCUCCUGCCCCAAUCACGAGGGCAAUGUGAUGGAGUUUUACUGCGAGUCGUGUGAGACGGCCAUGUGCCUGGACUGCACUGAGGGGGAACACAGGGAGCAUGUGACCGUUCCACUGCGGGAUGUUCUAGAACAGCACAAAGCAGCGCUAAAGAACCAGCUGGAUGCCAUACACAACAGGCUGCCCCAACUGACAGCUGCCAUUGAGCUGGUGAAUGAAAUCUCUCAACAGCUGAUAGAGAGGAAGAACGAAGCCGUCAAUGAGAUCAACAUGACAUUUGAGGAGCUUGAGAGGGCGUUGCACCAACGCAAAGCCGCUCUCAUCACCGAUCUGGAGAACAUUUGUAGCACCAAGCAGAAGGUGCUUCAGGCGCAGCUAUCAUCCCUACUGCAGGGAAAAGAGCACAUCCAGAGCAGCUGCAGCUUCACUGAGCAGGCCCUGAACCAUGGCAGCGCCACCGAAGUCCUGCUGGUCCAAAAGCAGAUGAGCGAGCGUGUGAGCGCCCUCGCCUGUCACGACUUCCCUGAACGGCCGCACGAGAAUGCCCACUUGGACUGCCAGAUAGAGACAGAAGGCCUGCGACGCUCCAUCCAGAACCUGGGCGUCCUGCUGACGACGGGAGCCGUGGGACACACCAGCGUGGCCACAGGAGAAGGCCUCAGACAUGCGCUGGUCGGUCAGCACGUGACUGUAACUGUUACCACUAAGGAUAAGGACAGCGAGCUCGUGCGGACCGGUAAUGCUGUCCUCCGAGCCGAAAUAACGGGGCAGGACGGAGUGCGUGCGGCUGAGGUGGAGGUCGUGGACAAUAAAAAUGGAACUUAUGAGGUAGGGUACACGCUUAAGAGCGAAGGGGAGUACUCGUUCUCUCUGAUGCUGUACGGACAGCCUGUGCGGGGCAGCCCGUUCAGACUGCGGGCGAUAAAGCCGUCGGACGUACCCCAGUCUCCGGAUGAUGUGAAGAGGAGGGUAAAAUCUCCCAGCGGAACAGGAGGACACAUCAGGCAGAAAGCCGUACGGAGACCCUCCAGCAUGUAUAGCACUACCAAAAAGAAGGAAAACCCUAUUGAAGAUGAGCUAAUUUAUAGAGUAGGCUCUCGUGGACGGGAGAAGGGAGAGUUCACCAAUCUACAGGGCAUCUCUGCUUCCAUUAAUGGGAGGGUCAUUGUAGCAGACAGCAACAACCAGUGUAUACAGGUGUUUACCAAUGAUGGGCAGUUCAAAGCGCGCUUCGGGGUCAGGGGUCGUUCUCCAGGACAACUGCAGAGGCCGACAGGGGUGGCAGUCGACACAAAUGGAGACAUAAUUGUAGCUGAUUAUGAUAACAGAUGGAUCAGCAUCUUCUCCCCUGAUGGGAAGUUCAAGAAUAAGAUCGGUGCAGGCCGUCUGAUGGGACCCAAAGGAGUGGCUGUGGAUAGGAACGGUCAUAUCAUUGCAGUGGAUAAUAAAGCCUGCUGUGUGUUCAUCUUUCAAUCUAAUGGCAAACUAGUGACCAAGUUUGGAGCCAGAGGCACUUCAGACAGACAAUUCGCAGACAAAAGUGGUGCAAAGUUUGCACUGGAGCAAAAGUUUAGUAAAUCUGGCCCUGGGUUCAGUCCGCAUUUUGUUGCGGUCAACAACAAGAAUGAAAUUGUCGUUACAGACUUUCAUAACCACUCCGUCAAGGUCUACAGUGCAGAUGGGGAGUUUUUGUUUAAAUUCGGGUCCCAUGGAGAGGGAAACGGCCAGUUUAAUGCCCCCACAGGGGUAGCUGUUGACGUUAACGGCAACAUCAUUGUAGCAGACUGGGGCAACAGCAGAAUACAAGUGUUUGACAGCUCAGGCUCAUUCCUCUCUUACAUCAACACAAGUGCUGACCCUCUGUAUGGGCCGCAGGGCCUCGCUUUAACCUCCGACGGCCACGUUGUGGUGGCCGAUUCUGGUAACCACUGCUUCAAAGUCUACCGAUACCUGCAGUAACGGCUCAUCACAGUCUGCAGUCAUAUCAGCGAAAUCCUCAGCCAAACCAGAGAGGAAGAAUCGAAUGAACAGAUUGCACUUUUCUUUAAUCUAUUGAUUUUCAUGUUCCAAAAUUAAGAACUGCUUCUCUAAUAAACCGGCAAUGUUGAUUGUAAAUAACAGAAACCAUAUCAAUAAGCACAGAUUCUUAUUAGAAAUCAUGUAAGUUGUGUAUAAAUAAAAUUAUAUAUCGCAAAACUUUUUGUUAAUCGCCAUCUUCAACCCUUGCAGAAAAGUCAAUUAUUUCCAAAAUUCCUCUCUACUGUUUCAUAGAUG